AACUCCACAGCACCUAACAACAACAAUUGUGAAGUAUCCCCCCUGUUUUCUUUUGUGAAAAUAUAAUUGAAGAAUUCAUUCCAAAAUUUUUAUAAUAACUGAUAUUUCAAAUUAAAGUAGUCAGUAAACCAGAAAGACUCUGUGCACAGGCUGUAUUAAGGAGUGUGCAAUGUUUCACCGUUGGUACGUGUGACAGAUUGACUCUGUGUUUUUCCUGGAGGAAAUUCGUGAAUGGAAGAAAAGCUGGGUGUAAGUAGCGUCAUGAUGUCUUCUGAAUUCCUUUGAGUCUAAGUUUAGGGACACUAGACUGAUCUAGGGUCGUCAUGUGGUACUUUAUGUAAGGUGUGAAAUUUCCUGAGAGUUAAAUAAAUUUUUUUAUAUAAUUUCUUCAACAGAAUAUUGAAAGAUGUUUGUUCCAAGAUCUCUAAAAAUCAAGAGGAACGCUAAUGAUGACAGCAAAGGUUGCGUGGCUAAGAAAACUAAAUCACAAGCAGAAGACCUUCAGUUGGAUGAAGGCAGAGAUGCUGCAGAGGUUUUAGUUACAAAAGAAGCUUCCACACUGGACAGGCCCAGCCCUGAGUCAGGCCUCUUCCCCAGUCCUGGUGACCAGUUGGCUGAGGUUUGUUUGGUAGGAUCUGAGCAGGGUACAAAGGACAGUGAUCUUUCUGAGGAGCCUGUGAAGUCAUUUUCCAAAACACAGCGCUGGGCAGAACCUGGAGAGCCAGUCUGUGUUAUCUGUGGGCGUUAUGGAGAGUAUAUCUGCGAUAAGACGGAAGAAGAUGUGUGUAGCUUGGAGUGUAAAGCAAAACAUCUACAAGUUAAGGAAAAGGAAGAGAAAGGAAAACUUAGCAGUCCACAAAAAGCUGAUUCUGAGUCAGAAUCUCUGUUUAGUGCUUUUUAUAUCUAUAAAGAGCACCCCUUUAUUUUGAACCUUCAGGAGGACCAGAUUGAACAUCUUAAACAGCAGCUGGGAAUUGUAGUUCAAGGGCAAGAAGUCACCAGGCCCAUUAUUGAGUUUGAACACUGUGGUUUCCCUGAGGCUUUGAAUCACAACUUGAAGAAAUCAGGCUAUGAAGUUCCAACCCCCAUCCAAAUGCAGAUGAUUCCUGUUGGACUUCUGGGAAGAGACAUCCUGGCCAGUGCUGAUACUGGCUCAGGAAAAACGGCUGCCUUUCUUCUUCCCGUUAUCAUUCGAGCUUUAUUGGAGGACAGAACUCCAUCUGCACUUAUUCUGACACCAACAAGAGAGCUAGCCAUUCAGAUAGAGAGGCAAGCUAAAGAAUUGAUGAGUGGGCUGCCUCGCAUGAAAACAGUGCUUCUCGUAGGGGGCUUACCCUUACCCCCCCAGCUUUAUCGGUUGCGACAGCGUGUUAAGGUUAUCAUAGCAACCCCUGGGCGACUUCUGGAUAUAAUAAAACAGAGCGCUGUAGAACUCUGCAAUAUAAAAAUUGUAGUAGUAGAUGAAGCUGAUACCAUGUUAAAGAUGGGCUUUCAACAACAGGUGCUUGACAUUUUGGAAAAUGUUCCUAAUGAUUGUCAGACCAUUUUGGUUUCAGCCACAAUUCCGACUAGCAUGGAACAACUAGCAAGCCAACUUUUGCAUAAUCCUGUGAGAAUUACCACUGGAGAAAAGAACCUGCCUUGUUCCAAUGUACGCCAGAUUAUUUUAUGGAUAGAAGAACCAUCCAAAAAGAAAAAAUUAUUUGAAAUUUUAAAUGAUAAGAAACUGUUUAAGCCUCCAGUGUUAGUGUUUGUGGACUGCAGACUAGGAGCGGAUCUGUUGAGUGAGGCAGUUCAGAAAAUCACAGGCCUAAAAAGCAUAUCUGUACAUUCGGAGAAGUCACAAAUAGAAAGGAAAAACAUACUGAAGGGAUUGCUUGAAGGAGACUAUGAAGUUGUAGUGAGCACAGGAGUCCUGGGACGAGGCCUGGACUUGAUCAAUGUCAAGCUGGUUGUCAACUUUGAUAUGCCUUCAAGUAUGGAUGAGUACGUGCAUCAGGUUGGAAGAGUGGGAAGAUUAGGGCAAAGAGGAACAGCGAUUACUUUCAUCAAUAACAAUUCAAAAAGACUUUUCUGGGAUAUUACAAAAAGGGUAAAACCUACAGGAACCAUUCUUCCCCCACAGUUACUCAAUUCCCCUUACCUUCAUGACCAGAAGAGAAAGGAACAGCAGAAAGUUAAACAGACACAGAGCAAUCUGGUUACAGGAGCUAAUCUUAUGGACAUUAUUAGAAAACAUGAUAAAAGUAAUUCUCAAAAAUGAUUUGUUGUGCCACUUCAAAAAAUUUUUUAUUUUAUAUUGUUAGCAAAAUAUCUGUAUAUUAUUACUGUAUGAUGUUUGAGUAAAUGGGACAGGUACAUGAACUAAAAAACUUUAAUGUAUGAUUUUCAAAAAUUUAACAGAAUAUAAAACUUUUACAGCAAAGUUGUAUUUAUUUCCCUUCUUAAUUCUCAUAAAUUAAAAACAACUUCAGAAAAUAAUUGCUAAAUAAAAUUUUUUUUCU
Molecule: messenger RNA, 2504 nt
Organism: Trichechus manatus latirostris (Florida manatee)
Lineage: Eukaryota; Metazoa; Chordata; Mammalia; Sirenia; Trichechidae
Gene: DDX59
Product: DEAD-box helicase 59
Exons: 7
Coding region: 407-2263 (618 amino acids)
Molecular function (GO): nucleic acid binding; RNA helicase activity; ATP binding
Source: RefSeq, a predicted model, not a curated record